Molecule: messenger RNA, 2117 nt
Organism: Amaranthus tricolor (Joseph's coat)
Lineage: Eukaryota; Viridiplantae; Streptophyta; Magnoliopsida; Caryophyllales; Amaranthaceae
Product: pectinesterase-like
Exons: 2
Coding region: 48-1856 (602 amino acids)
Biological process (GO): cell wall modification
Molecular function (GO): pectinesterase activity; pectinesterase inhibitor activity
Source: RefSeq, a predicted model, not a curated record
CACAUCAAUACUAAGAACAUAUAUUCCUUUUAUUCAUCAUUAUAAUCAUGAAACAAUUACUCAAAAAGCACAAAAAAUUAUUUCUUUUAGGUUUUCUUGCUACCCUUUUACUCAUUGCUACUACAAUUGGUAUUAGCAUUGAUGCAAAAUCAUCUCAUCAACAAAAUCACAUUAAAAAUCCUAGACUCUCCCAUGAAACACAUGCUAUCCUCAAAUCCUCUUGUGGUUGUACACGAUUUCCCAAUCUUUGCUACACCGCCAUUGCCUUAUCUCCUUCCUUAAACCUUAAAAAAAUCUCCACCCAAAAGGAUGUAAUCGCGGCCUCCUUAAACCUCACUACUAAAGCUGUAGAGCAUAACUACUUUACGAUAGAAAAUCUUAUUAAAACUCAAAAAAACCUUACAUUUCGAGAGAAAAAUGCUCUGCAUGACUGUCUCGAGUCAAUCGAUGAAACCCUAGAUGAACUCAGAAGCACCUUAAUUGACCUUCUAAACUACCAGCAUUAUAACGAUAUUAAUAACAACAACAAUAAUAAUAAUAAAAAUAAUAAUAAUAAUAAUAAACGCGGUAAGUCUUUAAAGGAAUACGCGGAUGAUAUGAAGACACUUGUAUCAGCCGCUAUGACGGAUCAAGAAACAUGUUUAGAUGGAUUUUCUCAUAAUAAAGCUGAUAAGCACGUAAGGGAAGUGCUCAAAAGUGGGCAGGUACACGUAGAACGUAUGUGUAGUAACGCUUUGGCUAUGAUUAAAAACAUGACUGAUUUUGAUAUAGCGGCUGAAUUAUCAGCCAAUAAGAAAAGAAAAUUAAUUAAUGGUUAUAAUAAUGAUCAUAAAAAUAGUCCUAAUGAGUUUGGUGGUUGGCCAAUGUGGAUGUCUAGAGAGGACAAGAGAUUGCUACAAGAGGGUCAACCUAGGGCGGAUACGGUCGUGGCAGCAGACGGGAGCGGAGAUCACCGGACGAUUGCGGAGGCGGUGGCGGCCGCCCCCAACAAAAGUAAGAAAAGGUUUGUGAUUUUUAUUAAGGCAGGAGUAUACGAUGAAAUUGUAGAAGUUGGUAAGAAGAAAACGAAUUUAAUGUUUGUUGGAGAAGGGAGAACAAAGACUAUUAUUACUGGAAAGAGGAAUGUUGUUGAUGGCUUCACCACCUUCGAUUCAGCAACUGUCGCAAUCACCGGAGACGGAUUCUUAGCAAGAGACUUAACCAUCCAAAACACCGCAGGCCCAUCAAAACACCAAGCAGUAGCACUUCGUGUAGGGGCAGACUUAUCAGCAUUUUACGAAUGCGACAUUCUAGCUUACCAAGACACCCUUUACGUCCACAAAAAUCGACAAUUCUUCGUAAAAUGUCUUAUUACAGGAACCGUAGACUUCAUAUUUGGUAACGCAGCAGUUGUAUUCCAAGAUUGUGACAUCCAUGCACGUAAGCCUAAUCCAAAUCAAAAGAACAUGAUCACAGCACAAUCUCGAAUGGACCCAAACCAAAACACCGGAAUAGUGAUCCAAAAAUGUCGAAUCGGGGGCACGAUGGAUCUACAAGGUGCUAAAAAUAAUUAUGCAACGUAUCUAGGUAGACCAUGGCAAGAAUACUCUAGGACGGUAAUUAUGCAAUCUAGUAUAAGUGAUGUGGUUCAUCCGGCGGGUUGGCAUGAAUGGGAAGGUGAGUUUGGAUUGAAAACUUUGCAUUAUUUGGAGUAUGAUAAUAGUGGGCCAGGAUCUGAUACGUCGAAACGAGUACAAUGGGAUGGUGUACGAGUUAUUAGUCAACAGUCUGAGGCUUUAAAGUUUACUCCUGGGGAUUUUAUUUCUGGUGGUAGUUGGUUAGCUUCUACUACCUUCCCUUUUGCUCUUGGUCUUUAAAUGUAUUCCGUAUAAGUCAGGGUCCGGGGAUGAGAAUAAUGGUUAUAUCACACAUUCACGCUUGUGCUCCCUUCAAGGAGUGGACAGGGAGAAAUGGGAGAAAUUUGUUUUUUUUGUUUUCCGUAUGAUAUUUUAAUUUUGCGCAUGAUGUUUUAAUUUAAUUUUAUGUUUUAUCACCCUUUUAAAGAGGAUAGUGAUGGAUUGAAUAAGGUUUCUUGUAAAAAUUAAAAUUAUUUAAUAAUUAAUUAAUUUUGCGUCUGA